Messenger RNA from Letharia columbiana, 435 nucleotides. RefSeq lists its product as uncharacterized. The transcript has 3 exons. Lineage: Eukaryota; Fungi; Ascomycota; Lecanoromycetes; Lecanorales; Parmeliaceae. The coding region runs from base 1 to 435 and encodes 144 amino acids. The record is from RefSeq and is a predicted model, not a curated record.
AUGCUCCUGCUUAUGCCGAUGCCGUUGCUUUGGACGCUGCAUAUGACCAGAGCAAAGAAGAUUGGCGUUUCGAUCGUCUUUGCCAACGGUGGUGUCAUUGCAGCUAUCGCCAUCAAAAGACAGUACAUACUCUACACCUCGCCUGACGCCGCAGGCCCUAGCUGGGAUAUCGUACAGAUCAAAGACUGGAUAACCAUCGAAGUCAACCUCGCAAUCAUCUGCGGCUGCCUCCCCGGCCUGCAACCGCUUUUCCGUAAAAUCCCCCUCCUCAUCCCUUUCCUUCCCUUCCACCUCCGCUCCAAAUUCAGUGGCGGCCACAGCGCUAUGGAGCACUCUUCAUGGGCCAAAGAGGCUCAGUGGGCCUCGGCAUGCUGGCGGCCAGAAACUGGAAAAAGGCCAAAACAGGCAGCAGGCGCCGUUGAGAAUGCCGGAUGA